Messenger RNA from Polypterus senegalus (gray bichir), 2250 nucleotides. RefSeq names its product retinoid x receptor, beta a (gene rxrba). The transcript has 12 exons. NCBI's taxonomy places the organism in Eukaryota, Metazoa, Chordata, Cladistia, Polypteriformes, Polypteridae. The record is from RefSeq and is a predicted model, not a curated record. Bases 525 to 1784 code for a protein of 419 amino acids. Gene Ontology annotation, molecular function: nuclear steroid receptor activity; nuclear receptor activity; retinoic acid-responsive element binding. Gene Ontology annotation, biological process: cell differentiation; positive regulation of transcription by RNA polymerase II; anatomical structure development. Gene Ontology annotation, cellular component: RNA polymerase II transcription regulator complex; nucleus.
CCAAAAUGGCUCCUGGUUUACUGCCUACACAGUCCUGUUUCCUGGGGAGGGGAAAGAAGGGUUUUUCCCUUAUUUUAGGAGGCACCGUCACCGAAACCGAUGUCUUAAAUUCAGUUGAUCUGAAUUAAAUAUCAAGGAGUACAUUUUCAACCUCUCUACCAAAAGUAACAAGAUAUGUGUAUAUAAUAUCUCUCUCUAUAUUCUGCUCUUUGGAUUCCCAGCUUAUUGGUGUGGUGUCGUGGGUGCGGGGGCAGCCGGGACUGAGUUCUUGAAGAAACUAGAAAGCCAUUUACUGACUUCACUGUACAUGGUGCUGACAGAAGGUUUUUGCUACUAUACCAAAGUAGUCAAGAAAGGGAAUUGAAUUGCAUUGCUUGUGUAGGAAUGAAGAACACUGUCUGAUGUUGGGAUGCUAAGAUCAGAUAGAUUCUAGAAGUCCAGAUAGCUCAUCUGUCAGUUCUCAGGCAAUUCAACAUUCACCACCUCUGCCACCACACCCCAUUUCAGGUCUUGGGCCUGCAGCCAUGACUUCAUCAGUCAAUUCUCCUAUCAGCAGCCUUGGAUCCCCUUUCCCUGUUAUCAGCUCCUCCAUGGGCUCUCCAAGUAUGCCAGGGACACCUUCCAUAGGCUAUGGGCCAAUCAGCAGUCCUCAGAUAAAUUCAACAGUGAGCCUUUCUGGACAUCAUGCUGUUAGCAGCUCAGAUGAUGUGAAGCCCCCAUUUGGCCUUAAGAGUAUGUCCUCACAUAGCCCUGGUCCUGUGAUGUCACAGAAAAGACUCUGUGCUAUUUGUGGUGAUAGAUCUUCUGGCAAGCAUUAUGGUGUCUACAGCUGUGAAGGCUGCAAAGGAUUUUUUAAACGCACUGUUCGCAAAGACUUGACUUACACCUGUCGUGACAAUAAGGAUUGCCUAGUGGAUAAGAGACAACGGAACCGUUGCCAGUACUGUCGUUACCAGAAGUGCCUUGCAAUGGGCAUGAAAAGAGAAGUUGUUCAAGAUGAGCGCCAGCGCUCGGUGCAAGAGGAGCGGCAGCGUAACAAGGAUAAAGAUGGUGAAGUCGAAUCAACAAGUGGAGUCAAUGAAGAAAUGCCAGUUGAAAAGAUCCUGGAUGCAGAAAUGGCUGUGGAACAGAAGACUGAGCUGCAUGUGGACGGCUCUGCCGGCACGGGCAACUCGCCAAAUGAUCCUGUUACAAAUAUCUGUCAGGCUGCAGAUAAGCAGCUUUUUACGUUGGUUGAGUGGGCCAAAAGGAUUCCACAUUUUUCUGAACUGCCAUUAGAUGACCAGGUUAUACUACUUAGGGCAGGAUGGAAUGAGCUGCUAAUUGCCUCCUUUUCCCAUCGCUCCAUUUCAGUGAAAGAUGGUAUCCUGCUGGCAACAGGGCUACACGUGCAUAGAAAUAGUGCACACAGUGCAGGAGUGGGAGCAAUAUUUGAUAGAGUGUUGACAGAGUUGGUUUCAAAGAUGAGAGACAUGCAAAUGGAUAAGACAGAGCUUGGCUGUCUUCGGGCAAUUAUUCUUUUCAACCCAGAUGCAAAGGGCUUGUCAAACCCAGGAGAAGUGGAAUUACUCAGGGAGAAGGUUUAUGCAUCUUUGGAAGCCUACUGCAAGCAGAGAUAUCCUGACCAACAGGGAAGGUUUGCCAAACUUCUUCUUCGACUGCCAGCACUACGCUCCAUUGGUUUAAAAUGCUUGGAGCACUUGUUCUUCUUCAAACUAAUUGGAGACACUCCCAUUGACACCUUCCUCAUGGAGAUGCUGGAAGCCCCUCACCAGUUAACGUAGGAAAAAGCAAGCGUGAAUUAUGCAAUUUCUAGCCACCAUAAGGAGGAGUGAAGAAUCAUAAUGUACUGUUUGGAAUGGUUGUUUUUGGGGGUCACAUUGCCAUAUUGGCGAGGGUUGGGUUCUUUAGUUGUGGAACAGAUCUAUGAAUUUGACAUCAAAAUUGAUCAUCUGAAGGCCUUUUUUUACCCUUGGAAAACAAAAUUCUUAUAUUCUUUUUUUAGCUGUUGCUCAGCUGUCCUUUUCCUUAAACCAUUGUGCAUGAAAAAAGAAUUCAGUCGUGCAUAUAAAGGAACUGAAGAUUUUAUCUUGAUGAAUCCCAAACACCGCACCAAUAUUCCGAUUAGGGUAAAAGAAUUUUCAUUGACAAAAUGAGUGCAAACUCUGUGAUUCAUGCUGAUACUACAUCAGAUUUCAAUUAACAAAAUAAAUGUGUGUAUGUAUGUGUGCGUGUGUUUGUAUAUAUCAA